This is a messenger RNA of Galendromus occidentalis (western predatory mite), 1691 nucleotides long. RefSeq names its product leucine-rich repeat protein shoc-2 (gene Sur-8). The transcript is spliced from 6 exons. The coding region runs from base 1 to 1617 and encodes 538 amino acids. The record is from RefSeq and is a predicted model, not a curated record. NCBI's taxonomy places the organism in Eukaryota, Metazoa, Arthropoda, Arachnida, Mesostigmata, Phytoseiidae. Gene Ontology annotation, cellular component: cytoplasm. Gene Ontology annotation, molecular function: protein binding.
AUGGAUCAGCCGUCAACGUCGAAGCAGAAGUCUUCGUCAGGAACCCCUCCUGGUGUGAAACAGGUGAUGGUGACCACCCCCGGUGCUUCAAAACCGAAGCCUGCAUCAAGGAAAAAAACCUCCAUCCAAGCAGAUCUCGAUGUCGCCAAAGAGCUCACUCGUUGCCGAGACGAAGGAAACACCAGACUCGACCUUAGUAGAUCCAAUAUUACCGCUCUCCCUGCGAAUGUCAAAGAUUUGACUCAUCUCGUCGAGCUUUAUUUGUACGGCAACAAGCUUUCUACGCUUCCCAAUGAAAUCGGAGGCUUGGUGAACUUGGCUACGCUGGCGCUGAGCGAAAAUUCUCUAACACAUCUGCCUGACUCACUCACCAAUCUGAAACAGCUCAGGGUUCUAGAUCUCCGUCAUAAUAAAUUCACUGAAAUCCCCCCUGUUAUCUACACGCUACGCUCCCUCACGACCUUGUUUCUGCGAUUCAACCGCAUCAGAGAAGUUAGCAAUGAAAUAGCUCAACUUUCCAACUUGACCAUGCUGUCCUUGAGAGAGAACAAGAUACGAAUGCUGCCUGCGGGUAUCGGCCUUCUCGAGCAACUCGUCACUUUGGAUGCAUCCAAUAACCACAUGCUACACUUGCCACCCGAAAUCGGCAAAUGCAAAAACCUUUCCACGCUCGACGUGCAACACAACGAGUUGAUUGACGUUCCCGAGACCCUUGGAAACCUCAAAUCUCUUGUCAGACUUGGACUCAGGUACAACCAACUGACCUCGGUGCCGAAGAGCUUCGCGGCUUGCGCACUCAUGCAGGAAUUCAAUGUUGAGUCGAACAACAUAUCGGCUCUGCCCGAUGGCCUUCUUUCAUCUUUCACUCAAAUGACGUCUCUGACCCUCUCCCGGAACCAGUUCACCAGUUACCCCGUAGGAGGUCCCGGGCAGUUUACGUCGGUGCAUUCAAUCAAUUUCGAACACAACCACAUUUCGAAAAUUCCUUUCGGCAUGUUUUCCCGAGCCAAAAAUCUCAGCAAACUCAACAUGAAAGACAACCAAUUAUCCGCUUUACCUCUUGACAUAGGAACUUGGACCAACAUGGUUGAGUUGAAUUUAGCCACGAAUCAACUGGUGAAAAUUCCCGAUGAUAUACAGUACUUGCACUCGCUUGAAGUACUCGUGCUCUCCAAUAACAUUCUGAGACGUCUUCCCGGCUCGAUUGGCGGUUUGAGCAAGCUUCGCGUUCUAGAUCUAGAGGAGAACAAGCUCGAACAGCUGCCGAACGAGAUCGGUUUCCUCCAUGAUUUGCAGAAGCUUAUGGUUCAGAAUAACCUUCUCCAAACACUGCCACGUGCAAUCGGUCAUCUUACCUCACUGACGUACCUCAAUGUUGGCGAAAACAACGUUCAGCACAUUCCCGAAGAGAUCGGUACCAUGGAGGCGCUCGAAUCGCUUUAUCUCAACGAUAAUCCGCUGCACGCUCUACCUUUCGAGCUAGCUCUAUGCAGCAACCUCCAGAUCAUGUCGAUCGAGAACUGUCCUCUGAGUCAGAUGCCGGCCGAAAUCGUUAUCGGCGGGCCAUCGCUGGUUAUCCAGUACCUCAAAAUGAAGGGACCCUACCGGAGCAUGUGAACAACGACGAACUGUCUCGAUGAUGAUUUGACGAUUUUGACGGUCCUAUUGAGAUGUUUCUCGCGGAUGAGAAC